This is a messenger RNA of Angiostrongylus costaricensis, 924 nucleotides long. The record is from the annotation of a GenBank genome assembly. NCBI's taxonomy places the organism in Eukaryota, Metazoa, Nematoda, Chromadorea, Rhabditida, Metastrongylidae.
CUUUAUACAUAUAUGGGUAUUCCUCGAGUUUAUCAACGAGUACUGCUUCCUAUAUUGCUCAUCAAUGCUUUGCUUUUCGUCUAUCUGCUCAGUGUGAAUGGUCCAUUUAGUGAGAGUUAUGACUAUAUUCCUUUACCAACCGCUGCACCUCCCCAUAAGCUGUGCGUAAUCGGUAGGAAUCAUGAUCAUUUGUGGUUCUUGAAACUUAUCAUGGGAGACGUUUUAGUGCCAUUUCGUGAUCGAGAUGAGGAAUUGUCAGAGUUUGCUCCUCACAUCGACAAAUUCCUCCGAGAGCAAGGGAUUGAAUACUACCUUUUAUUGAUGAAUCAAACUGAUGAUUUGCGGUUCAAUCGAGCAUCUCUUAUCAAUGCAAAAUCUGAUCGUGUUGGCUGUGAUUAUAUGGUCAUGCAUGAUGUGGACCUAUUACCUCUAAACUCGGAAAUCAGUUAUCAUUUUCCUGGUGAAGGAGUUAUAAGGCACAUAUCAUCUCCGUCGUAUCAUCCGAAAUAUAGUUAUUCAAAAUUUAUUGGAGGAAUACUGAUGUUGACAAUGAAUGAUUACAAAACUCUCAAUGGAAUGUCAAAUAAAUACUGGGGAUGGGGACUUGAAGAUGACGAGUUCUUCCUGAGGAUCAAGGAUGCUGCUUUAAAUCUAACAAGGGUGGAGAAUCUCUCGAGCAAUCGAUUAAAUACUUUCCGACACCUUCACGGACCUAAAAGGAAACGUGAUUAUGCCGUCGUAACGAAGGAACAGAAGUCUAUGAAGAAAAGAAGAGAUUAUAUAUCUGGUCUCAAUAAUGUAAGCUACAACAUCACGGCGCGGCGCAUCCGUUCUUUUGGUGAAGCAUCUGUUCAUGUUGUAGAUGUACAGUUGUUCUGUGACAUGAGCUGGACACCAUACUGUAAACUUCCUUCUCAUCGUUGA